Molecule: messenger RNA, 8994 nt
Organism: Protopterus annectens (West African lungfish)
Lineage: Eukaryota; Metazoa; Chordata; Ceratodontiformes; Protopteridae
Gene: KAT8
Product: lysine acetyltransferase 8
Exons: 11
Coding region: 37-1620 (527 amino acids)
Biological process (GO): regulation of DNA-templated transcription
Molecular function (GO): histone acetyltransferase activity
Source: RefSeq, a predicted model, not a curated record
CACAACUACAGAUAGGAAUUCAACGCUGGUGACGUCAUGCCUAAAGCGACGAAGCGCGCGAAGAAGAUGGCGACGAUUACUACAGUUGCGAACUUCGUUCGGGAAGAGCGAAUGGCUAUAGAUACAAAUCUUUUACUGUCCUCGGAUGAGCAGCAGCACAUCUCGGAUCGGUCCGAAAGUAGGAGUUUGGAAAGCAGUGGGGACGCGGACCCGGAGCUACAAUCUCAUCGCGAUGUGGAAUAUGAUGAUGAUGAAGAAGAAGACCUUGAGCGCACAGCAGGCGUUGGGACGGAUGGCGACGACCACGAACUCCUGCGGCAGCAACAGCAAUCACCAGAGCGGGGCCCAGAGGGCGCGGCUACGCCCCCCGGCUGCUGUAGCGGCGGGGGCGAGCAGGAGGGCCGUGUUCAGAUCGGGGAAACGUACCUAUGCAGGCGUGCUGACAAUGCUUGGCAUCCAGCAGAGGUCAUUCAGUCUCGUUUAAAUGAACAAGAAGGCAGAGAAGAAUUCUAUGUGCAUUAUAUUGGAUUCAACCGCCGUUUAGAUGAAUGGGUGGACAAGAACCGUCUGGCACUCACAAAGACUCUGAAGGAGGCUGUGCAGAAGAACCCGGAUCAGUACAUGACUGACUUGUCUGAGCAGCCUGAGAGAAAGAUAACCCGCAACCAGAAACGUAAACAUGAUGAAAUCAACCAUGUUCAGAAGACCUACGCAGAGAUGGACCCAACAACUGCUGCUUUGGAAAAGGAGCAUGAAGCGAUCACAAAAGUGAAGUAUGUGGACAAAAUACACAUUGGGAACUUUGAAAUUGAUGCCUGGUACUUUUCCCCAUUCCCAGAAGAGUAUGGUAAACAGCCAAAGCUGUGGAUCUGCGAAUAUUGUCUGAAAUAUAUGAAGUUUGAGAAAAGCUACCGUUACCACCUUGCACAGUGCCAGUGGAGGCAGCCUCCAGGAAAGGAAAUCUACCGAAAAGGCAACAUUUCUGUGUAUGAGGUGGAUGGUCGAGAUCAUAAGAUUUACUGCCAGAAUCUGUGCCUGCUAGCCAAACUCUUCCUGGACCACAAAACAUUGUAUUUUGAUGUAGAACCUUUUGUAUUCUACAUUCUCACAGAAGUGGACCGGCAAGGCGCCCACAUAGUGGGUUAUUUUUCAAAGGAAAAAGAGUCUCCAGAUGGAAAUAAUGUAGCCUGCAUUCUCACGUUACCUCCAUAUCAAAGAAGAGGCUAUGGCAAAUUCCUCAUAGCUUUUAGUUAUGAACUUUCUAAGCUGGAAUGCACUGUUGGCUCACCAGAGAAGCCACUGUCUGAUUUAGGCAAACUGAGCUACCGCAGCUAUUGGUCUUGGGUCUUGUUAGAGAUUCUGCGUGACUUUCGAGGAACUCUGUCCAUUAAAGAUCUCAGUCAGAUGACUAGUAUAACACAAAAUGAUAUUAUCAGCACACUGCAGUCUCUGAACAUGGUAAAAUAUUGGAAAGGUCAACACGUGAUAUGUGUCACGCCAAAAUUGGUAGAAGAGCAUCUGAAAAGUGCACAGUACAAGAAACCUCCCAUCACAGUGGACACUAUGUGCCUGAGGUGGGCACCACCCAAGCACAAGCAAGCCAAGAUUUCAAAAAAAUGAACAAAUAAUGACCGAUGAACAGAAAAGCUAAAGAAGGCCCACCUCAGAAGUGUGGAAGAACAGACUGGUAUUACAGACGUGGAAGACUGAGGCGGGGAACCAGCCUGAUGGAAAAAUUGAACUGGUGAUUUCAGUGCAAAGUGGACAUUUGUAGCUGUAACAUAGGAGUCAUUUUUUACUCGAGUAUGAGCUCAUUCAACCUGCACUGAUCAGACUGCAUGUUGUCCAGAGAUGAUGUUGCAUUUUAGGCACUGCAGUUUUGUAAUGAUACCAGACAAGGGUGUGUCUGUGUUGGGGGGGGGGGGGGUGUGUGCGCGCCUGCCUAUGCAUGUGUGUUUGGUCAGCUAAAGUCUUGGCUGGUUGUUGAGACUUUUCCAAAUACUGGUAUGUGAAGCUGAGAGGGUUUAUUAAAAAUGUGAACAGAGCUUUCCCUUUUGGAAGAUUGUGGAACUUUAGGCUGAUAAACUGUCACAGAAAUCUUAGUGCUUGCACCACUUCCAUGAUGUUUCCUGAUUUUCUUUUCUUGAAGGGAUAUGAUAUACUUUUAGCUGCUUGAUGAAGCAAGUACAAAAGUUUUAUGUGCUUGAUAAUGUUUUCCGUCAUUGUAAAGCAAUGUUUUGGCAGCUUUGUGUAAUGUCAUCACAUAGUGCUGUAUUGGUUAUUUUGUGACAGGAUGUUCAGUAGUAGUUUUGCCUUCACAGCCCCAUGGUUUUAAUUGUAAUACAGUAGGAUGUUCUAGGUGCACUUAUGGAGCAGAUUGCACUUGGCCUUCAGUCUCAUUCCGUAUGUUAGUAUGGCAUAGAGUAGCCUCUGUCGUAUGCUGCUACUGUUCACUUAAUAGAGAUGAGAUUGUAUUCUUCUGUGUUAAGGCACUACAGAAAUUUCAGCAUUACCCAGAUACCGCUUUCUGUAGUACAGCUUUGGAGAGCUGCACCUUUGGUUGCAACAGUUUGGGGUGGUAUGAUUGUGAUGGCUCUGAGCCAGACUGCUCCACGGAAGACAAGUAAAGCUAGUGGAGAACUGAGCAUUCAACUUGUUCUUAUUUCUAAGUUCCUCUUCCUUCCUUAUUGAGAUCACAGUAUUUAUUACUUUAGGAGUGGAUACUUGGUGAAAAUUGUGCCAUCAGUUACUGUCUGGAGUAAGGGGGGAUAUGGGUUAGCUUUAGGCUUAAUGUGCCCUCAGCUCAUUUUUCACGAGGGGACUUGCAGGAGAACACUGGAAUUGAGAAGUAAGCAUUUGAGCUAGAACUCUGCAUUCUCAUCUAGGUGAUCUACAUAUUUGCUAGUGUCUCGCAGUCUGUUUGUAGCUAGGUCUUGCAGUAUUACAGGUGAGGAGUUCCCUUUAAAAGUCAUUUUAGAAAUAGAGGUAAGCUGAUUAGGUAGGCAGUUGUGUAAAUUCUUGUUUAAAAAAUGUGUUUGUGCAGGGCAGAAGAUAGCAUUUUUGGGUGUUGAGGAUGCCAGUGUCUGAGUUUGUAGUGGGAGUGAAUGUUUCUUUAAUCCCCCACACACAUACACACGCUUUUCCUGUUGCUUAAAAUGCACAUUUGCACGGAGUCUUAGUUGGGAAAUUCAGCUGAGCUUGUUCAGUGUAGAUUUUGAAUACUGACUGAGCAUAAUGUUACAUGGCACAGUACAUUUAUGUCUAGAAAAUUUUAAGAAGCUCCCUUUAUUCCAUUGCUGGUAUUUUAUUUUGGUGUUGAGGCACAUUGCCAUGUUUAAAACAUUAACCCGUUACUGGGCAUUAACUUGUUGCUCUACAUGAGGGGGAAGGAGUUUAAAAAAAUCUAACAGUUAAACAUUGCUGUAUCCACUUGGGACUGAAAAACUAGAUUGAGAUACUUUUCGCAGGAUGGUACAUAAUGUGCAGAUUGUUGAGCAUUUCUGACCAUUUGCUUGCUGUUGCAUCGCACUGAUUAUGAGACCAUUCUUAAACAAGAGAAAAAAAAUAAUUAUUUUGGGAUAGUUGACCUGACAGCUGCAUUUAUGUUAUCAUAUAGUAGCUGUCAAAGGUUUGAAUAUAGUUGUUUAAUCUGUAUAAUAUGAGAUGAUUUAUAUCGGAUGUUACCUGUGGCCUCACAUUGACUGUAAUGCCUGAACACUGUUUACAGAUGAUGCCAGUUUGCUGUAAAGAAGAGUUGGUUACAAAAAUGUCUGCUCCACAUACAAUAUGGUGCAAUAGUUAUGAAUCCUUUACUGUAGAAUUGUCUUUCAUGGGUAAUGUACUCAAAAUUGUUGCUAGCAAGAGUGAGGUAAAGUGCUACAUAAAAUAAUACAAAUAUUAAAAGUUGCUAUUUUCACUUUAAAACGCUUUCUAAGGCUUUUAUAGCAGUGGCUUAUAUUCUAAUGAUUUUGUGACGUUCACCUGAAAGUUUGUGAUACAGAAGUCAGCACUCCACUUGCUGGAGGUUUUCUGUACUCCAUUUUUGAAUUGGUGAUCUGGAGUAAAGGGCCCGAAUCCUCCUUGAUCGAUAGUGGGGUCGGGUUCUUUCCACCAGUCUCCCAUUCAGCAACUUUUUUCAGAAGAUCCUACUCAUGGGGGUGCAUUCGUUUGGCAGUCACACACUCAGUGGCAUGUUAUAUUGUCUGUGUUUGUGUUCAACUCUUAAGCUUAUCAAUUUUUGUUUUGCCAGCUGCACAGCUCAGAUCGCUUUAUUAGCAUUCUUCUGUGAAUUUCCACCAUGCAGUGUUUAGAAUGCAUUUCAGCUGUGUUAAUACAACUGUCAGACUGCCAAAUUACAAGCAUGUCGGCAAGGAGCAUGAUGUCAAGCACUUAGUCCAGCUCUGACCUUCAGGGCCAAAGAUAGACGUUUCUGGACUACCUUACUUUAAGGAAAAAAUGGUGGAGCCUGAGACUUUUUGUACAGGGACUGGCUGGAUGAUUUGUUGCACUUUUGCCAUCAUUCAUAAGAAGGACUGAAGCUUGGAGAAAGUGUUGCAACUUUCCCAUUCUAGUGGUAAAACUAGAAGUGAAAUAGAUUUGUUAGUUAGUGGAAUCUACUAAAUUAGGAUUAAAAAUAGAGCAACGUGAAAUACACUAACUUUGUAGUUACAUAGCUAUGGAAUGAGAACCGUCGACUGAAGUGCCCCAGCACAUUUGCAUUAUUGUGUUGCAAAAAAAUAAAUACAUUUCUAAGAUGCACAAAAUCUAACGUUUAUAAUUAUAAGAUAAUGCUGUGUAAAACGAAACAUAAAACAUCCUAGAGAACUAAUAUCGAAAAUGAAUUCCCACCACUGGUAAUACAGAGCUAAUGUCAAUGAAUUUGAUUAAAACUGUGCCUCUUUCAUUGUUAAGAGGAUUCCACUAAAUUUUGUCCACUUAAAUGUACAUGACACCUCUAUAUGCCAUAGAUAUUGUUUUCAUCCGACAAGAGUACUAGCCAGAGACGGUCCUGAACUUCAUCAAUGAAUGGGAGUCUAGGGUGGUGCAUUCUUUGCUCCUAUCAUUUAGGUGGUAUGGUUUGGAGCACUGGCACUACCCAAAUCCUGCUGGAUCAGCUGGAGCUUAAGGCCAAUGAACAUGGUUUUGGUAAGCAGCCUCUGGAGUUGUCUGGUGAAAAAUCAGGUACUCUGGACUGAUGCCUCUUCUGCUAGGGCUUCACUUUAGCCUCAGCUGAUCUAGCUGGACACAUUUUGGGGAUCCUUCAAGUAGUGCUGCAUCUGGGUUCUCAUCUCAAGAAAGGAAUAUCAAUUAAAUGUGUAUCUGAUGGUAGCUUAUAUUCUGAGUGCAGGAUCAUGCCUUUUGAGGAAAAAAGGCCUUGUAAGUGUCUUUAUCUCCUAUAUGCAGGAUAAGUCUCUUUGCAAAUCUAUCUUGUCAGCUACACAUUUGACCUUGUACAAGUCCACAUCUGGAAGAUAAUGGAUUUGGGUCUCCUCCUUAGGCUUCUGCAAGUAGUCUAGGAAUGUGAAAGCCGUAAUUUCUGAUGCUCACAAGAUAGUGUCUUCCUCAUAACCCCUCUUCUAGUGAGACCUUGGGUUUUUUGAUUUCCAUCUUGGACUGUUGCUGUAUUCCGUCCUCUCCCCACCCUGAAAAUUGUUCUUUUGGGGAAGAAGGCAACUGAUGGCAUUUUCCCUAUGGAGCCAGUAAUGAAUAAUGCAGAAAGCUAUCUUGAAACCCUGGGAGUACUUUGUUGGGCCUUACAGAAGACAGCCCAGUACAAGCACUCUACUAAAUGGAUCAAGUCCACUACUUGGCAUCUUUGAGCGGACUUUGUAUGACUGUCUUGGUCCACAACAGUUUCUGGGGUCAAUACCAUUUUUCCACCCUACCACUUGGCAUAUUUUCAUUAAGUGUAGUGAGAGUAUAUGCUGUCUUGUCACUGUGUUUAGCAUUUCAGUUUUGUCUCAGCUGACAAGUAUCUAGGCCACCCUGAUUAAUCAAGUGCUGGAGAAUUUUUAAUGUAUAUAUUUUUUUAAAGUCUGGGCUCAAGGAGGUUAUUAAUUUGGACCCUGUCAUCUUGUUUCCAGGAUGGAUUUCUGUAUAACCAGCUAUAACUUUGUGUGGAGGGUUAUAUCAGGGUCACAGGUGUAGGCGUGUGCCUGUACAGAAUGGUGGUGAUGAUGUAGAUUCUUACAUAAGGGAGGAAUUUGGAGAGUGUUCUGGAUGUACACCUCAGCUGAAAAGUGCUCUUUUGCCAGGCUUCCCAAGAUUUGUUUCACCUCUUGAAGAAUCAGCCCCCCUCCCCACUGCAUAGGUCUUUAUACCCCUCCUGUGGUUUCUUUUAAGCCAGACCUGAAGUGAAAGAAGCCUGAUGACCACCUGAGGAAGUAAGCAUUAGGUAGUCUUGCUGUCUUUUUACUGAUUGAGGUUCCUUGAUUGAAUUCUGUUCUAUUCAGUGCCCGAUGGCCUCCUUGGUCUUCAUGGUGACACUUGCAUGUCUGAAGAUUGGGUAUUGCUGUGGGAAGUACUGUUGUGCUACCAUUUAUUCAUGGAUAUUUUUUUUGCGUGUGUGUGUCACACCUUUAUUGAACCCUAAAGUAGUGAGGAAUUCCUGCCAACCAGUUGGUCAUCAUUCUCUUUCAGUAAGCCAACCUGCUGCUGUUUUGGGCAGUGGUUGGGGGGUUGCCAAUUUAUCAUCUCAGAUUUUACAUGAAGUGGGUGCAUGAGUUUUGGAAGGUUUGAACAGCUGUUUGUUGCCCCUUCCUUCACUGGAGUGAAGGAGACAGUUGCCAGAAGUAGCCAUUUUCAUGUGGAUUGCUAGCUGCUUCAUUUUUUUCCACCAAAUAACUGUCCUGAAAUCACUACAGUCAAAAGCUCCUCCACUUGAUGAGUGGCUUCCUGAGGUUCUUGUUUUAGGAUAGCAACUCCUGCAGAUAUUUGCACCAUGACCAGUUUGCCUUCAGUGUAAACUUCACCAGUGUCUUAACUGAAACUCCAGCAUUUAAGCUCUGUAUGGUAUUGUGGCAUUUUAGGACUCUGCUUCUCAUAACUUUGUCCUUGAGUAGUUCUCCAGCUCCUUCCACCCUUGUUAAUGCUGUGGGUUCUCGCCAGCCGUAUCCCCUAUCAGGAAGGGCUUUUGAUGUUGGGUGUAAUGGAUAUGUUCUUGCUGUAUUGUUUGCUCUGUCAGGAAAAAAUCUUAGUGAGACAAAUGCUCCGAUUUUUCUGUGCAGGUGGGUAGCCCUCCAUUAUGCCUUUGCUGUUGGUUUCCUGUAGGUGCAGUAAUUGUAUACAUGUGGUAUUGUUGAGUGUAGUUGUGAGUUGGCCACUCUUCUUAAUUUACAGGAAGGUGCUUGCUUAUUCGACUUGUGUAAAGUGGUGGGUUUAGGUGUGCUUUUGUAUUGAGCUUGAACACAGUACGUGUGGGGCAGCAGAUGCACAUACACCCCCCUGCAAGUGUGGGAUCUUCCAGAAUGGUUUCAGAGUUGAUUGCUGGGAAAGGAUGAACCCUAUUAUCUAGGGCCAUUGGUCUGUAAAGAACACAGACACUGCUAUUAUUUAUAGUAUAGUAGCAUUUAAUUAGCAGACAGUCAUUCGUUUUUGCAUCAUAAGUUGAGCCGUUGACUUAUUUCUUUUGGAAUAGGGGUCCAUUUUAGAACACCGGAUUAUAUAAUCUACACCUUCCAGAAACAUUUCACGUAGUUUGAGGUUAGUGCACACCGUAAAAGUAACACAUACUUUACUGCUCCUCAAAAAAUUAUUUCUGCCAGUAGUUAAUGUUAAGAAUCCUAUUCACAUUUAUUGCUGAGGGCCUACAUCUUAAAACCGAUCAUUGUCCACUGCCUUUUAAAAACCAUUGUAACAGGUUUAUGCUCGUCUGUGAUAUCCAAACAGAAUUGUCAGAGUAGAAAAUGGACUGCUGAGCCAUGUGCAGAUGAUAUGAAAAUGUGUUCAAGCAUAUUUUUGCUCUGAUAAAUACUGGGAAAGAUAGCAAGUAUGGUAUUUAGACCACAGUCUGAACUGCAUGCACUUAUCCUUUUCAUGUUUUCUGUGAAAUGUUGACUCUAAGGCUGGUUGUCACAGUAAUUGUACUUUUAUUUCUUUGUAGUAUGUUAUGUGAAGAGCUACCUGUUACAUGUUAAAAGAACUCUUGCCUUCUAGUAAUAGUGUUGCCUUUAUGUGCUGGAGCCACUUGGCCACUGUAUGGGAGGGUAAUGUUAACAGAUGUCUCUGAGAUCUACAGUCGGUUGCAGUUAUGGGUUAGUAAUAGAAGUGCACUGGAAAGCCAUUAGCAAGCUUACAUGUGUUUUCAGAAUUGCAUUACUGCAACUAGUUCACAUUUUCGUAGCUCAAGGUAAGACUACACAGGGUCCAUCCUUAGUUUCUUUUGCAGUUAGAUUAGCCGUCAUACUUGCACAUAGAACUCAACAGUUUGGGAGGUGUCAAGAGUACUUUGGUGGGCUGGUGGGGAAAUACCAUGCUUCUCCUGGCCGUACUUUACAUGGGGAAAGAUGUGCAGUAGGUUUAAACAUGCCUUUAUUCUCCCACUGUUAGGGUGACUGUAGUGUGGUGGCAAGAAGCCUGCAGAUGUAUGGGGAGUACUGUUACCUUAGAGACUGAGAAUGGAUGUAUCUAAUGGGUUUCUUUCCUAUUCUGUAGGAUAAAAUUUCCUUUUGCAGGGUCUGAACUUAUUACAGAUAAUUUUGAAGGCAGCUUUUAGUUUGUCAGGACUUCAUGAUGCAAGUCAUCAAGCACUGCAGCAUACUAGUAAAAAUUCCAAAUGUGGUUGUUUGCAUGGAAGAUGAUGAAGUAUUCAAUGUCAGAGAUUUAAAGCAUAAAUAUAUUUAAAACGCUGUAAAUAUUUAUGUACAGUGUGUUUUACAGGUUCAUGUAAGGACUGAUUGUAUAUGACAUAACUUUGCUACAUUAUACAAGUAGUGAGAACAUACUGUGUCUUAUUUGUAAAUUUUUUUAACUGCUGUUUUAUUAAAGAUAUUUUUU